GCAAGGACAUUCAGAAGCUCCUUUCUUUCUGUCUAAAAAAAUCCCAUCUCUCUCUUUCUACGCCUUUCUCUCUCAAGUUACAGCGAAGAACAGGCCACGUACUCAGUGAAAUGAAAUAAUAAAAACAACCCUUCCGGAAGAGCAGAAGAUUGAUUAAGGGCCAGGCUCUGAAACCCUAAAGGCAGCUUUUUUUUAAGUGAUUCAUGUUGUUCAUUGCUUCGGUUUUAUUGAACAAGAGGUGAAGAACUGAGGAUACGGAGUGUUGGGUAUCCCGUAGAUUCUUGGAUUGAAUCUAUCGUCAGAUUGAAAUCAGUACUGGAGACUUUGGAGGGCUCUCUCUGUUUCUCUUUAUCAGUACUGUUGAAUUGUAGCUCCGGGAUUCAUGGGAAAGCGAUUCCACCAUUGCUUCUCUCCCGGAGAUAGUGCAAUUCUAGAAUGUUCGGACUUGAAGCUUGUUCCUUGGCUUUGGUUUUCUUUGGUCUCUGGCUUGUGUGUUGUAGAACACAACGCUAUAUUCUCAGACAAAAAACUUACUCAUUCAUAUUUGUGCACAAUAAGGAGCAUGAAGCCAAUAGCAUCGGAUGCUGGGUUAAAUUGCUGAGAUCUUGGAGCUCUCUUCCUGGACUUCUGCUCAUUGUUGUGUAACUGUAGUUUAUUCCUUUGAUUAUGUUGUUUUAGAUAGUUGUACUGCAGUAAGUCUGUGUAGAUUAUAAUUCUGGAGAUAUGGUACCAUCGGGGCCUUCCACUCCAAUUGGUGGCACACAAUCUGUUCCUCCUUCCCUUUUGCGGUCAAACUCAGGAAUGUUAGGAGCCCAGGGUGGCAGUCUGCCUUCUCAAACUGCAUUCCCUUCGCUCAUGUCCCCUCGCACUCAGUUUAAUAAUAUGAACAUGGUUGGCAAUGUGCCCAAUAUGUCUUCCCUGCUUGCUCAGUCUUUUGGAAAUGGAGGUCCGAGUCCUCAGCUUUCUGGUCCUGGUAGUAGCCAGCGUGGAGGUAUUGAUACUGGUGCUGAGUCUGAUCCACUUUCUGGUGUUGGCAAUGGAAUGGGGUUUAAUGGUCCUUCCUCAUCAUUUCUUCCUUCAAACAUGUCAAACCCUGUUUCAACUGGUCAAGUUCAGGGUCAGCAAUUUUCAAACCUUUCUGGGAACCAGCUAUUGCCAGAUCAGCAGCAGUCCCAACAACUUGAGAUGCAGAAUUUUCAACAACAAGGUCAACAAGCUAUGCAACAGUUUUCUGUGCAUCACAACACCCAACAAGGGCAGCAGCAACAACAACAAUUUCAAUCUGUUCGGGGAGGGUUAGCUGGUGUUGGAUCUAUCAAGUUGGAGCCUCAAAUGACUAAUGAGCAGCUCGGACAGCAACAGCAGCAGUUGCAAUCACUGAGGACUCUUGCUCCAGUCAAAUUAGAACCCCAACAAAUCCAGAAUACAAGAAGUUUGGCACCUGUAAAAAUGGAACCCCAACAUUCAGAUCAAUCUUUGUUUCUACAGCAACAGCAACAGCAGCAGCAGCAGCAGCAGCAGCAACAGUUCCUCCACAUGCCUCGGCAGCCAUCACAGGCUGCUGCUGCUGCCCAAAUAAAUCACUUCCAUCAACAAAGAGUCCUGCAGAUGCAGCAGCAGCAGCAACAACAACAGCUUCAGCAUCAACAACUCUUUAAAGUAUUGCCUCAACAGAGACCACAGCAGUUUCAGCAACAGAAUCUGCCGUUGAGAGCACCUAUGAAACCAGUAUAUGAACCUGGGAUGUGUGCUCGGCGGUUGACAAAUUACAUGUGUCAGCAACAGCAUAGGCCUGAUGACAACAAUAUUGAAUUCUGGAGAAAAUUUGUUGCUGAGUACUUUGCUCCCCGUGCAAAAAAAAAAUGGUGUGUUUCUAUGUAUGGAAGUGGUCGCCAAACAACUGGUGUUUUUCCUCAGGAUGUAUGGCACUGUGAGAUAUGUAAUCGCAAACCUGGCCGUGGUUUUGAAGCAACUGUUGAGGUUCUCCCCAGGCUUUUCAAAAUUAAAUAUGAAAGCGGUACUCUUGAAGAGCUUCUUUAUCUUGAUAUGCCCCGUGAGUAUCAGAAUUCAUCUGGUCAAAUUGUCUUGGAUUAUGCAAAAGCAAUACAGGAAAGUGUUUUUGAGCAACUUCGUGUUGUUCGAGAUGGUCAGCUUCGAAUAGUUUUCUCCCCAGAUCUCAAGAUAUGCUCUUGGGAGUUUUGUGCUCGGCGUCAUGAAGAGCUCAUUCCCAGAAGAUUGUUGAUACCUCAGGUUAGUCAGCUUGGGGCUGCAGCUCAAAAAUAUCAGGCCGCGGCACAAAAUGCAUCUUCUAAUUUAUCUGCCCCCGAGUUACAAAAUAAUUGUAAUUUGUUUGUUGCGUCAGCUCGGCAGUUGGCAAAAGCCUUGGAAGUGCCACUGGUAAAUGAUUUGGGUUAUACAAAGAGAUAUGUACGGUGCCUUCAGAUCUCCGAGGUGGUUAAUAGCAUGAAAGACUUGAUUGAUUACAGUAGAGAAACUGGGACUGGACCAAUGGAGAGUUUGGCCAAGUUCCCUCGAAGAACAGGUACUUCAUCAGGGUUUAACACUCACUCUCAGCAGUCUGAAGAGCAUCCAUCACAGCAAAAUCAACAGCCCCAGCAGCAGCAGACACAGCAACAGCAAACGCUGGUUCAGAGUUGCAACAGUGAUCAGGGAUCAGUCCAAGUUUCUGCAAUGCAGCUUGCUGCUAACAAUGGAGUGGGUGGUGUAAAUAAUUCUCUUAAUGCAGGAUCUGCAUCAACUUCUACCAGCACAAUAGUUGGGUUGCUGCAUCAAAAUUCAAUGAACUCUAGGCAGCAGAGUUCCAUGAAUAAUGCAAGUAGUCCCUACGGAGGUAACUCUGUUCAGAUGCCAUCUCCUGGUUCAUCAAGUUCACUUCCCCAAGCACAACCUAAUCCUCAAUAUCAGUCACCAACACCCACCUCAUCUAACAAUCCCCCUCAAGCUCCUCAUGGUGCCUUAGCAUCUACUAAUCACAUAAGUUCUGCAAAUUCUCCUGCAAAUAUUUCUGUUCAGCAGCCAGCACUUUCUAGUGAGGCUGAUCCAAGCGAGGCACAAAGCUCUGUCCAGAAGAUACUACAGGAAAUGAUGAUGUCUGGCCAGCUUAAUGGUUCAGGUGGAAUGGUUAGUGUUGGCUCUCUAGGGAAUGAUGUGAAAAAUGUUAAUGGGAUGUUGUCUUCUAGUAACAACGGAAUUCUCAAUGGUGGCAAUGGUCUGGUUGGAAAUGGGGUAGUCAACAAUAAUUCAGGCAUUGGGGUUUCUGGAUUUGGAACAUUGACUGGUGGGCUUGGCCAGUCUGCUUUGGUCAGUGGACUUAGAGCUGCAAUGGGUAACAACUCCAUGAUGAAUGGGAGGGCGGGCAUGACAGCCAUGGCUCGAGAUCAAGGCAUGAAUCACCAACAGCAGGAUUUGGGGAACCAGCUUCUAAGUGGUGGCUUAGGAGCAGUUAAUGGUUUUAAUAAUCUUCAGUUUGAUUGGAAACCGUGCCCCUGAAUGAAAGCUUCUGUCGAUAACCGUGAUGUCAUGUGGUGGUUUAGUUUGACCGAGAACCGUCCACCAUAAGGUUCAGGCAUGUAACAUCCAUACCAUGUUUCUUGAUUGAAGGGUGCUUGUGCAGCACUAGAAUUGUGGGUGAACUACCAAUGGCCCUGCUCGGAUUGUGGUUCAAGAUAUAUGAUAGAUUUAGGGCUUCCCUCCCACUUUGUACUAAUUUGAGAUUGAGAUAAGUUAAACAUAAAGCAUAGUGUUUUAUCAAUGAAAUGUUAAAUCUUCU
Molecule: messenger RNA, 3790 nt
Organism: Rubroshorea leprosula
Lineage: Eukaryota; Viridiplantae; Streptophyta; Magnoliopsida; Malvales; Dipterocarpaceae
Source: the annotation of a GenBank genome assembly